Molecule: messenger RNA, 1546 nt
Organism: Solanum pennellii
Lineage: Eukaryota; Viridiplantae; Streptophyta; Magnoliopsida; Solanales; Solanaceae
Product: extensin-3-like
Exons: 2
Coding region: 374-1537 (387 amino acids)
Source: RefSeq, a predicted model, not a curated record
AAUGCCAAACUCUAGAUUAUAAGUCAACUUACAGAUUCUGGCAUUGUGAAAACACCAAAGAAAUGCCCCCAUUUCUUUGUUCUGUACUUCUGUUUAUUGUUAAGAAAUAGUCCUCUUUUUUUUUACAAAAAAAAAAAAUUAUUUGAAUUAUCAUUUGUCAGCAGAUAAUGGCUACCACUUAGUACUGAUUAAAGUUUUUAUUUGGACCUUGCUCUCAGAUUAGUGGCCAAGUGGGCAAUUAAGAAGCUAUUACAUUAAUGUUGAAAAGGGUGUCAUUUUGCUCUAUAAAAACCAGAGCUCCCUAUUCAACUAUGCAACACAAUUCUUUAGUUCUAUCCUUCACUUCUCUAAGCAUAAUUUGUUACAAAUCAAAAUGGAAAGCUUAGGGAAGUUGGGGAAAUGGUCUUUUCUAACAGUUGCUUUGACAAUUUGCUUAGUAGCCAGCACUGUUGUUGCUGAUUACUCUUAUGAGUAUACUUCACCCUCACCUUCUCACAACUCUAACAAGUACUACAAAUCACCAUCUCCUUCCAACUAUCAUGUGCCCACUCCUUAUUACAAGAAGCCUUAUCCAUCACACUAUUACUAUAAAUCACCAGCACCUUCAAAGCACACUUAUUACAAAUCGCCAUCACCAGCAAAAUAUUACAAGUCACAUGUUCCUUCAAAGCAUUAUUACUACAAGUCACCCAUUGUAACCAAGUAUUACAAGUCACGUGUUCCUUCAAAGCACUACUACAAGUCACCUGUUGCAACAAAGUAUAACUACAAGUCCCCAACUCCUUCAAAACAUUAUUACAAAUCACCCGUUCCUUCUAAGUAUUACUACAAGUCCCCAUCGCCCGCAAAGUACUACAAGUCCCCAUCUCCGACAAAGUACUACAAGUCACCUAUUCCAUCAACAAACUAUUAUUACAAAUCACCAUCUCCAACAAAAUAUUACAAAUCACCCACUCCAUCUAAAUACUACAAGUCACCUUCACCAACAAAAUAUUACAAGUCACCAGUUUACUACAAGUCACCUCCACCUCCACCAAAAUACUACGAGAAACCACCAACUUAUUACAAUUCUCCACCUCCACCAUACUACCAAGAAUCUACACCUUCCUAUAAAUCUUCUCCACCUCCCCCAAAGACCUAUGAACAAUCACCUACAUACUACUCACCUCCACCACCACCAAAAUAUUACAAGUCACCAGUUUACUACAAGUCACCUCCACCUCCACCAAAAUACUACGAGAAACCACCAACUUAUUACAAUUCUCCACCUCCACCAUACUACCAAGAAUCUACACCUUCCUAUAAAUCUUCUCCACCUCCUCCAAAGACCUAUGAACAAUCACCUACAUACUACUCACCUCCACCACCACCAUACUACAAAGAAACACCAACCUAUGCCUCCCCGCCACCACCUGUGAAGCACGAGGAACCUGUCACCUUUGCUUCACCGCCGCCACCUGAGAAGUACGAGGUUCCUCCCACCUAUGCUUCACCUCCACCCCCAUCACCAUCUCCCCCACCACCAACCUAUUACUAGUAUACUAGU